Molecule: messenger RNA, 724 nt
Organism: Astyanax mexicanus (Mexican tetra)
Lineage: Eukaryota; Metazoa; Chordata; Actinopteri; Characiformes; Acestrorhamphidae
Product: transmembrane protein 229B-like
Exons: 1
Coding region: 1-567 (188 amino acids)
Source: RefSeq, a predicted model, not a curated record
AUGUGUCUGAUGAUGAUGAAUAAAUAUGCUCUAACAGGGCUGUGCCCUUUCUUUCCUGGUACAGGUCCUGGAGCUGACAUAAAGACACCUCCUAAUCUUCAUGAUCAGCCAGCCCUAGCACUGCUGUCUCCACUCGCUCGCCUCUAUAUCUACGCCCUGCAUGGGUGUGUGUGUGAAGUGGUGUUCACUGCUGCCUGGAACUGGUACUACACUCGGGACCGGAGGCUCUCUGGCUACACCAGUUUGUGGGCACUCCUCAUCUACAGCUCGGCCAUCUUUAUCAUGGAGUUCAUAAGUGCAAAGCUACACCAGAGACAUUGCCCACUACUGCUAAGGUUGGCCGUGUACAUCCUCUUCAUAUACCUGUGGGAGUUCAGCUGGGGUUUCACGCUCAGGUUGUUGCAGGCAUGUCCCUGGGACUACUCAGAUUUCAGGUAUAAUCUUAUUGGACUGGUGACGCUGGAGUACGCAGUGCCGUGGGCGUUGGCUGCUUUCUUAGCAGAGCAACAUGUGAUCAAGAACACUCUAAAGAUACGAAUGGAGGGGGAGUUAAUGCUCUCCAGAUGAUGAGGUGCUUCCAUCAGGAUUGUAUGCAUUGUUUACAUUAAAGUUACAACAAAUGCUUGUCCUGGUGAUGUAAUUUCAUUUUCAUGUAGAAUCAUAAUCAAUAAUCCCUGGUGAAAUUUCAAUAUUUUUCAUUAACUCAUUUAAACUCCUUCUAGAG